Molecule: messenger RNA, 1681 nt
Organism: Rattus rattus (black rat)
Lineage: Eukaryota; Metazoa; Chordata; Mammalia; Rodentia; Muridae
Gene: Ngrn
Product: neugrin, neurite outgrowth associated
Exons: 2
Coding region: 402-1313 (303 amino acids)
Cellular component (GO): nucleus
Source: RefSeq, a predicted model, not a curated record
AUCACCUCCUCGCAUCGCAAUGGCGCUGUCUCUGAGCCUUUUCUUGGGCGGUCGUGUCCGCGCCGCUGUCGCUCGCUGUGGGUUUGCGUCCCAGGGCGUGGCGGGUCCGGGUUCUAUCAGCCGCGAGCCAGAUCCCGAUUCCGACUGGGAGCCGGAGGAGCGGGAACUCCAGGAAGUGGAGAGGUACCUGCUUCUUGGCGGGCCCUCAGCCUGAAGCUAGACUUCGCGCCCUGUCGCUCCUUGCGGUACCGGGUAGCUCCGGGCAUCCGGCAGCCAGGUCCGCAGAGGCUCUAGUUUAUUUUCAACCUUUGUCUAGGGCGCAGGGGCAAGUGGUCAGCUCCCUUGAGACCCCAGGUCCCGUUGCUUAGUGACGUGUUUCAUCACCCGUUAGAGAGUUCGGCAUGUUUAAACGCUCAGGUGGUUGUAGGUGUAGGAUUUCUGGGGCGGUAUACACGGAGUGCUUUAACCUGGCAGACAUGGCCGAGCUGCCUUCGCGGUCAGACGAGGGCUGGGCUCUCCAAGAUUUAGUCCAAGACUUUUGGAAACACUCGUAUUACUUCCACGCAUGGCUUUUGCCAUUGGUUCUUUCCCCCAGCGCUUUGAAACGACAGAAAAAAGCAAUGCGAUUCCAGAAAAUUCGAAGGCAAAUGGAGGCUCCAGGUGCCCCACCUAGAACACUGACAUGGGAAGCCAUGGAACAGAUCCGGUAUUUACAUAAGGAAUUUGCAGAGUCCUGGUCAGUUCCCAGGUUGGCAGAAGGCUUUGAUGUCAGCACUGAUGUUAUCCGAAGGGUUUUAAAAAGUAAGUUUGUACCCACUUUAGAGCAGAAACUGAAGCAGGACCAAAAGGUCUUGAAAAAAGCUGGGAUAACCCGAGUGGUUUGGCAGCUCCCCAUUUCUGAAGAUACGUUGAAGCCGCUCAGUGCAGGCCAUCCUAUGUCUGGCCCUCUGCUGAUGCCAGGGGAUGAAGUCUCCUCUAACAGUCAGACUCACAGCAGAGCUUUGAAAGUAACGUCAAACACUCCCAGCACAGAGGCACAGAAGAAACGGGAAGAAAGGAAUAAAAGAAUCCAAGUCUUGGAAGAAAGCUUGGUGCCUACUGCCACAGCCUUGGGUCAUCAGAGAGAGCUUCAGAAAUACACCACCCAUGACUCUGAGGCUGACAGGAGAGCCAACAAUGAUAUAUUACCAAGUGUUGAGAAGCUGGAAGAGUUGGAGGCUGGGGAGCCAGGUGACCAGAACUUCAGCAGCAAAGUAGUACAGAAGGGGCGUGAGUUCUUUGACAGUAACGGAAACUUCCUUUACAGAAUUUGAGCCUGGGCCUGGAUUUUGGAAAUGCCUAGACAAGUAGAUUUGAAGCAGCCAUUGGCCACUUUGGAGUAAGAGUCGAUGAGGCCAGGAUGAGGGUGGAUGGCUUACUUAUAGGUAGGUCAGACUUCCUGGAGUAAGCCCCAUGGAUCCCUGUGGAUCUAAGGACUCAUUCAUCUUUGUUCCUUGGAGGUCUUUCUGUUGAGAACAAGAAUUCUAGGUAUCCUGUCAUGGAUUUUUGUGAUACCAUGUUGGGAGGAAGUUGAAAGCUUGCUCUUGACCUCUUUUCCUUUCUAAUUCCUGAACACUAUUCUUGCUCUGUCUAAUCAGUUGGUUUCCUUAUGUGCAGAAUAAAGUAAAAUGGUGCGGUUUGA